Danio rerio (zebrafish) is the source of this 1091-nucleotide messenger RNA. The record is from RefSeq and is a predicted model, not a curated record. Lineage: Eukaryota; Metazoa; Chordata; Actinopteri; Cypriniformes; Danionidae.
UGGACCGCUGGAUUUGGGGGCGAUGCUGGAGCUUCGGGGCCUGUUCUCCGGCUAGUCUGGCCCCUGCUGAAGCUCCCGGCGUGGCCCUGGAGCGCAGCGGGUGAGCGGGCGCGGGACAGCCUCAUGCAGGCACGCAAGAAGUACGUGCUUCUGGGCCUGUGCACGUGCUGCUGGAUCCUGCUGUAUUACUGGGCCGGCCUGCAGGAGCGCCUCCUGGGCCUCAUUACACACAGGAGAGGAGAGGUGCCGCGGCCCUGGCCUGAUUGGCUGGAUCGGGCUUUACUCCCGAAUUUUGCAGAGCAAUUGGAUCUCCAGAAUGGCGGCGGCCCGGGCGACUCUCCUCGGCAGCGGAAACAGGCGUGGAGCAGCAUCUACAAGGACAGUCGCUGCCGGAUGGAUACGUGUUUUGACUUUGGACGAUGCCAAACUCAAAGUGGCUUCCGUGUCUACAUCUACCCACCUGAAAAAGGUGAACGGGUGUCUGAGAGCUACCGUAAAAUUCUCACUUCAGUCUCCGAGUCCAGAUAUUACACCUCGGACCCUCGGGAAGCGUGUUUGUUUGUGUUGGGAAUCGAUACGCUGGAUAGGGAUCAGCUUUCCCAGCAGUUUGUGCCCAACGUUGAUGAGCGGAUUCGAGGAUACCCACUUUGGAACGACGGUCGAAAUCAUGUCAUCUUUAAUCUAUAUUCCGGCACCUGGCCCAAUUACACUGAGGAUUUGGGUUUUAACGUUGGCCAGGCUAUUUUAGCUAAAGCUAGUCUGAAUACUGAACAUUUCCGGCCGGGUUUUGAUAUUUCCAUCCCGCUGUUCUCCAAGGAGCACCCGCAGAAGGGCGGGAAAAGAGGAUGGCUGGUUCGCAACUCGGUUCCCCCGAGAAGGAAAUAUUUGUUGAUGUUUAAAGGUAAACGCUAUUUGACGGGAAUCGGCUCGGAUACUCGCAACGCUUUGCAUCACAUACACAAUGGCAAGGACAUCGUUUCCUUAACAACGUGUCGCCAUGGAAAAGACUGGGAGAAACACAAAGAUGCUCGCUGUGACCAUGACAACCAGGAGUACGAGAGGUAAGACAAUGGGGAGUUUCUGUACCUAUA